Zingiber officinale is the source of this 1909-nucleotide messenger RNA. Its product is annotated as glucose-6-phosphate 1-dehydrogenase, cytoplasmic isoform-like. Gene Ontology annotation, cellular component: cytosol. The record is from RefSeq and is a predicted model, not a curated record. Gene Ontology annotation, biological process: pentose-phosphate shunt, oxidative branch; glucose metabolic process. NCBI's taxonomy places the organism in Eukaryota, Viridiplantae, Streptophyta, Magnoliopsida, Zingiberales, Zingiberaceae. Gene Ontology annotation, molecular function: glucose-6-phosphate dehydrogenase activity; NADP binding. The transcript is spliced from 16 exons. Bases 198 to 1778 code for a protein of 526 amino acids.
CUUCUCCGUUGAAUUCGGUGGCAGGUAAACGUGAAAGGAAAAGAGGGCUUGGGGGCAAGUAACUAAGCGAACAGAAGGCGCAAUGAUCUGAGCAGCGGGUAUAAGAUAAGGGUGCUGCCCCCAAUUCCGUCUUCCCCAUCGCCGAGGUCACUACUGGGAAGGUUUGAAAGAAUAAGCUUGACAUACUGUGGUCAGCCAUGUCAAAGGGAUGCAAUGUAUUGAAUUCAAUUUUGCGGCAUGUGCCAUCAGAAAGUGGCAAUACUAAGGGUGAAUCACUUUCAGAAGAAAAGGACAUGGGACUUGUGAGGGAGGCUGGCUGUCUGUCCAUAAUUGUGCUUGGUGCUUCAGGAGAUCUUGCGAAAAAGAAAACAUUUCCUGCACUUUUCCACCUUUUCCUUCAGGGAUUCCUGCAGGAGGAGGAUGUACAUAUAUUUGGUUAUGCCAGGACAAAGCUUUCAGAUGAUGAUCUUAGAGCACGCAUCCGUGGAUAUCUACAGAAAGGUGUUUCAGCUGAGCAAGAGGAUGUUCUGUCAAGGUUCUUGCAAUUGAUUAAAUAUGUCAGUGGUUCAUAUGACAGUGCAGAUGGCUUCCAACUAUUGAACAAGGCAAUUUCUGAGCAUGAGAUAUCAAAAAAUAGCCAUCCAGGAAUUUCUCGCAGGCUAUUUUACUUGGCACUUCCACCAUCUGUUUAUCCUUCUGUUUGCAGAAUGAUAAGACUAUAUUGCACAAAUACAUCUGAUCUUGGUGGGUGGACUCGCAUAGUUGUUGAGAAACCUUUUGGAAAGGACCUUAAUUCUGCAGAAGAUUUAAGCGCUCAGCUUGGAGAGCUAUUUACCGAAGAACAGCUGUAUCGAAUUGAUCACUACCUGGGAAAGGAGUUGGUUCAGAACUUGCUUGUACUGCGGUUUGCAAAUCGAUUAUUUUUGCCGCUUUGGAAUCGUGACAACAUUGAUAAUAUACAGAUUGUGUUUAGAGAAGACUUUGGAACUGAAGGACGAGGAGGAUACUUUGAUGAAUAUGGAAUUAUUCGUGAUAUCAUUCAAAAUCAUUUGCUGCAGGUCCUUUGUUUGGUUGCUAUGGAGAAACCUGUUUCACUUAAGCCUGAACACAUUCGGGAUGAGAAAGUGAAGGUUCUUCAGUCUGUGCUACCCAUAAAACAUGAAGAGGUAGUCCUCGGACAAUAUGAGGGCUAUAAAGAUGACCAAACUGUGUCUGACAGCUCAAACACCCCUACAUUUGCUACUGUUGUUUUACGUAUACACAAUGAAAGAUGGGAAGGUGUCCCUUUUAUAUUAAAGGCAGGAAAAGCUCUGGACAACAGGAAAGCUGAAAUUCGUAUUCAGUUUAAGGAUGUUCCUGGUGACAUCUUCAAAUGUAAAAAGCAAGGGAGAAAUGAAUUUGUCAUUCGCUUGCAACCAUUAGAAGCCAUGUAUAUGAAGCUAACACUCAAGAAACCUGGAUUGGAAAUGUCAACAAUACAAAGUGAAUUAGAUUUAUCCUAUGGGCUAAGAUAUCAAGACGUCAAAAUCCCAGAGGCAUAUGAGCGGUUAAUCUUGGACACAAUAAGGGGUGACCAGCAGCACUUCGUGCGCAGAGAUGAGCUGAAAGUAGCAUGGCAGAUAUUUACACCUCUUCUGCACAGUAUUGAUAAUGGAGAAUUGAAGCCUAUUGCGUAUAAACCGGGAAGCCGUGGACCAGAAGAGGCGGAUGAAUUGCUAGCCAGAGCAGGGUAUGUGCAAACACACGGCUACAUAUGGAUUCCACCCACCCUAGAAUAGCUUCUUUUAUAUGAAUGUACUUUAUAUGAGAAUCAACUGUUGCUGCAUUAAGGGCGUAUCUAAUGUUUUAUGCCUCUCGCUUGUACUCUGCCGUGAUCAUGUUUUGGAAUAAAUGGAGUUGUUUGUCUCCA